CGUAUUUGCAGCAUCGUCAUUCAUCAUAUUAUUAGGCUCAAAGGAGAUCGCGAUGUCGUCAAUCUACUUGGCUCUUGCUUUAAUUCUAACAUUUAGUUUAAAUUUUUCUCUCGUUAUAAGUGAUGAUGAAGAUCUGGAUGUGAAAGGACCAUUAAUGUUCAAGAACCCAGAUGGCAGUCUCAUGACAACCAAGCAGCAGAUAGAGGCUCGUAAGUACAGCGGUGAGUCACACACAGUGACAACUGAUGAUGGCUACCUACUGACUCUCUUCAGAGUCAUCCCCGCCAAGCAACCUGCCACUGUAGUUCUACUGCAGCAUGCACUACUAAUGUCAUCUGACGCCUGGGUUACUGAUAAUAAAUCCCUGGCGUUCACGUUGACGGAUGCUGGGUAUGACGUGUGGAUGGCCAAUUCUAGAGGUAACUGCUACUCUCGCAAACACACCACUUUUGACCCCGACAAGGAUAAGAGCUUCUGGAACUUUGGGCUUCAUGAGUUGGGAACCAAAGAUUUGCCAGCAGUGAUUGACUACAUACUCAAGACUACAGGACAGACCAAACUACACCUUGCAGCACAUUCUGGAGGCAACUCCAUGGCCUUUGCGAUGGCUUCUCAGAAGCCAGAGUACAACGACAAGCUCAAGUCACUCCAGGCUCUGUCUCCCUUUGUGUUUGUCAGCAAGAUGGCCGAGAUGAUCGGACCUGAUGGCAUGGUGGAGGCAAUGACUGCUCAGUACAUUGACCAGAUCAAGGCAGCAGAUAAGUGGGAAAUGUUUCCUCGUAAGGACUUUGUCAAAAACAACAAAACACAGGUCACUUGCGAAGAUGUAGAAGAAAACUAUAGAUCAAUGUGCUCAGAAAAGAUGGAAAUGGUCCAUGAAAUCCUUGGAGGAGCCUACAUCCCAGCUGGUCAGUCUACCAAGGCAGUCUUGCACUUUUACCAGAUAGGUGUAGCAGGUGUCAUGAACUAUUACAAGUUUGACACUCCAGAAGAGAAUGAGAAGGCUUAUGGUACCAAAGAGCCUCCUUCGUACACCAAAGACUUCAAGAAUAUCACUGCACCGACCAUUUUGUGGACUGGUGAACAUGACGGGCUGAUUCAGACUCAGGAUGUUGAUAACUUGAAGCCUCUUUUGGGAAAUUUGGUUGCUGACUACCGUAUCCCAGAUGACUGCUUUGACAUUUCCACCUUCAAUUACGCUAGGAAGGUCGCUUGUUCUUCUGUCAGAGAAAGAGUGUACAAGGAACUCAUUGAGUCUCUCAAGAAGUUUGACUAGAACUUCACACUUAUAACUCCAAUUACAGAUUAUUUCACAAUAA
Macrosteles quadrilineatus (aster leafhopper) is the source of this 1319-nucleotide messenger RNA. Its product is annotated as lipase 1-like. Gene Ontology annotation, molecular function: hydrolase activity, acting on ester bonds. The coding region runs from base 53 to 1276 and encodes 407 amino acids. The transcript is spliced from 9 exons. The record is from RefSeq and is a predicted model, not a curated record. NCBI's taxonomy places the organism in Eukaryota, Metazoa, Arthropoda, Insecta, Hemiptera, Cicadellidae.